Molecule: messenger RNA, 2801 nt
Organism: Pocillopora verrucosa
Lineage: Eukaryota; Metazoa; Cnidaria; Anthozoa; Scleractinia; Pocilloporidae
Product: cytosolic purine 5'-nucleotidase
Molecular function (GO): 5'-nucleotidase activity
Source: RefSeq, a predicted model, not a curated record
GUGAGCCAACGGGUUUAUUUGAAGACUCUCUUUGUUCUCUGAGGGUUUCAAAAUUUAAUCGUCCAAAUUUCGAGUAUUUAAAAAACGAAGCCUGUGAAACGUUUGGCCUUGGUGCAAUGGAUACAGAGAAUAAACUGAAUUCAAACGAUGUUGAAUAUUUGAAGGUACCAAAGGAAGGCAGGGUCAAGAGUGCUCCUAAGGAAGCCGUAGAAUUGAAGAUGCCUUACCCCUCUCACCCAUUUGACCAAAACUCUGUGGGAAUUGACACUCCUGAUGGCUCAAAGGCAUUCAAGAGAGAUACUGCAAACAGAGUUUUUGUGAAUAGAAGUCUUAGUUUAGACAAGAUCAAAUUCUUUGGCUUUGAUAUGGACUAUACUCUAGCAGUGUAUAAAUCCCCUGUCUAUGAAAAGAAAGCCUUUGAUUUAAUUUGUGAAAGGUUAGCCUCCAUUGGCUACCCAAAGGAUGUACUUGACUUUGAAUACAGUGAUUCCUUCCCAGUCAGGGGUCUGUUUUUUGACUGUGAGCUAGGAAAUUUAUUAAAGGUUGACACCUAUGGAAACAUUCUUGUUUGUGUGCAUGGUUUUAAGUUCUUAAGUGGUUAUGAAGUGAGGAAAUUGUACCCAAAUAAGUUUGUCCAGUCUGACUCUUCAAGAUAUUUCAUAUUGAAUACAUUGUUCAACUUGCCAGAAACACAUUUGCUAGCCUGUUUAGUGGAUUACUUUGACAACUGUCCUGGUUAUCAACGGACAAAUCAUGGUGUAAUUAGCUCUGACCAGUUGCUUUUGACCUACAAAAGCAUUCAUCAAGACAUCAGAGCAGCAGUAGACUGGGUACACUUAAAGGGCACAUUGAAGCAAUUAACUGUAGACAAUCUUGAGACUUAUGUUAUUAAAGAGCCUAAACUACCAAAAUUACUGACUAGAAUGAGGCAAAGUAACCGCAAAACGUUCAUUCUUACAAACAGUGACUUCUUAUACACAGAUAAAAUCAUGUCCUUCUUGUUAAAUGAAACUGAUGAGUCAGGAAAGACUAUCAAGAAGUGGACAUCUUAUUUUGAUUAUGUUGGUGUAGAUGCUAGAAAACCACUCUUUUUCGGAGAAGGUACAGCACUGAGAAGGGUUGACACGGAGACUGGAGCUCUUAGCAUUGGAAGAUAUUCUGGUGAACUAAAGGAGGGACAAGUGUUCUCUGGAGGUUCUUCUGAUGUGUUUUGUAACCUUCUAGGUGCAGAGGGAAAGGACAUUCUGUACAUUGGAGACCACAUUUUUGGUGACAUCCUCAAGUCCAAGAAAAAGCAAGGAUGGAGAACAUACCUCGUGAUUCCAGAACUGACUAAAGAACUCGAGGUGUGGCAAUCUAGACAAGAUGUUUUCACAAAGCUUCGUGAUCUUGACAUAGCACUAGCUGAUACAUACAAGAAUUUGGACUCGGCCGCGAUUGACAAACCAGAUAUAACAGAAAUAAAAACUUCCAUAAGGGAGGUAACGAACAUGAUGGAGACAUGUUACGGACAGAUGGGGAGUCUUUUCCGCAGCGGUAACAGACAGACCUUCUUUGCCAGCCAAGCUACACGCUAUGCUGAUUUAUAUGCAGCCUCUUGUGUGAACCUGCUACACUAUCCCUUCAGUUAUCUCUUUAGAGCUCCACCACAACUGAUGCCACAUGAAUCCACAGUGGAGCAUACAGGAGAGCUGUUUGAACCUACAGAAAGCAGUGCCUUUGCCCCAAGGGGCUUCUCCUUCAGUGAGGACCACCCAUCAUCAUGUGCUUUAGACUUUCACAGGCAAAUCUCAAAGAAUUCCAGUGGAAGUGUGUGUAGGUGUGAUGAUGAUGAUGAUGACUCUACUGAGUCGGAGAGUGAUGAAAGUACACAGGAGCCCAAAACUCCUGUUUAUGAGGAAAAGAAUGGUGUGAGCCCCUUGGACAAGAUGUAAUGAGGAAUAAUAUCAUUAUGUUGUUUAAACAAGAAUUUGAAUUUGCUUGACAAUUUGAAGGGAGAUCAUGAAAUUAUUACUGUUGGUAAACUUUUCUAGUUUUAAUUUGAUGAAAAACUCUUGACAAAGCACUGCAAAGGCCAUGAUUGAUGGCAAAGAUAGAGAAAGUAAGCAAGCUUGAUGAAAGCAUCUUAUAUACCACAUUUUGCACAAGUCCAAUUUCUAUUUUAAACCAAGUAAAAUUGAUAUAGGCCUUACACACCUUUUAAGAUUUCAAAAAUGGCAGUUACUGCUAUGUAUAGAUAUCCACACCCAUUCAGUGAAUUUCACUGUUAUGCAUAUAAAUCCAAUGGGUAUGGUGGGUUUUAUAUAUCUUCAUAUAUUUUACACUUUGCAAGAUGGGAGAUUGUUCUAUUUUAAAUCACACAAGUGUUUUUACUUGGAUAUCAAGAUUAUAAACAUUGUUUUAAAAUUAUUGCAAUAUUUUUAUUAUCACUCUAUUUAUUUGUCAGUGAUUCUUGUUUCAUUUUUGCCAUAACAGCAAAAAUGUAAACCAAAAGGUUAUAUCUUUACUGAAAGUGAUAAAGCUGAAAUUCAUUAUCCAGGGAAAAGUCUUAAUCAUUCACAAUUGAAAUGGAAAAAGUUAAAAUAAGACCAUUUAAUCAGCCAUUUGAGUAAUUUCUCCACUUCUAGUCAAUUGUUUUCUUGAAAAAACACAGCUUAGUUUUUGCAGCCAUGUUGUUAAUUGCCUGUUACAUUAGGAUGUCUCUUUUGUGUUGACACAAAGGUAGAGAAAUUAAAAAAAUAAAAUAUAUAAGUGAUAGGGAUAAUUUUAGUAAUAUACUUUAUUCCAUGCAUAACAUUUUU